GUUGGACCCAAAAGGAAUGGAAAAUCGGAAGGUGGAAAGAAUCUAGAAAAUGUGAAAGAAAUACCCUCCAUAUCUUUCACUUCCUGGAAACCCAUAAGUAUUUUUAUAUUUUUAAAUGAAAAAGACACGAUAGAAGUAGAAUCAAAGCCAUUGGUGAAGGCAGGAGUACAUAGAAUAAGAUAGAGAGAUCACAUGUUGACAAAAUUGAAGUCAGUGUUCUUUUGGGCUCAUGAAAUUGUCUAGAGAGAGAGAGAGAGAGAGAAGGGGGAAGAGAUCUUAUCUGAGAUGUGGGAUAUCACCCAUGUCUGCUGAUCAGGGCCCAUGUGAUUGGAAAUUGUGGUAUGUUAAAUGUAUUUCCAUUUUUGUGAUUUUGUAAGGUUGUUUCAAUGGGGAGUACAGAGACACCCAUUUCUUGGGGUGUGUUUUUAUUCUUAAAGUGGGAGCUCAAGACCCUGAAUUUUUGUGGGUGUUUCUCUGAAUUUUAUUUGCUGUUGUCAGUUUCUGGAAUAUGUUGAAGUGAUAUCAGUAGAGAUUGAACUUUUUAUAGGAGGAAUGGGGACUGGAAUAGACUAAGACGUACUUUCCAGGGUCUUAUUCCUCAAUGGAUCUAAAUGAAGGUGCCGGUAGUGGUAUCUGGAUGCUGUAUCAUGAACCCAAGACCUUGACAAAUGACCAAUCUUAUAACCUAUUUGUGACGAGGCCAACCCUGGACGGAUAUUGGGGUUGUGAUAAGGAACACCUGAGGCAAACAAUCUUGAAGCAUGAGUCACUAUUCAGAUAUCAGCUUGAGGAACUUCACCGCCUUUAUAAAAGACAGCGGGACCUGGUGAACGAAAUUAAAAGGAGAGAACUACAGCAACAUCUAAUAGAAGUGGAAAUAUCACAGUCGACUCUCUUUUUGUCUCACUCGGAUUGUGGAGAUGUCAGGAAGACACGUCAUGUAUCUGAUUUGCCUCUCAUGGAUCCAACUUUUGGAAGACCUACAACAUCGGGAGCCAACAGUACCCGGUCUCCUCUUAGUUUUAUGAGAGGAAAGAAUGUGUUUGGUCCUUUUCCAUCCCAAGACAGAGUAGAGUCGAAGGAUAAUGAAUUCUGUGAGUCCAAGUGCCAUAUGCUUCAGAGAACACUGUUGAACCUCGAAAUUCCAGCUUCUGUAAAUGUGAAUGAAGAUGGGAAAAAGCUAGGAGAAAGUGAAAGUUUCCCUUCUAGCAGGAGACGUGAAGGCACAAGUGAGAGAGAUGUGAAUUUGUCUCUUGGGAGUGGUUUGAGCCCCGGCUUUAAUAAUGAUGUUUUCAGAUCUAAUUCCUUCAGAAAAAGUUUUAGGCACAUGGUUGAUUUGAAUGAGCCAACUCCGGUUCAGGAAGUAUCUGUUUCAGUUUCUGUAGAUGAUUAUGAUAAUGUCACCUGCCUUGAUGAGGAGAUACGGAGGCGGGAUGUAUCUGUGAAUUCAAAGACCGGGUUCCACAUUGUUUCUACAGAAUCCCAUCAAAGUUCCUUUCCAGUAAGGGAUGGAGGAAUUCACCUCAACAAUAUGCAUUCAGGGCCAUGCAGAUGCGAUGCAGAUUCUUUUUCCAGAGGUGUCUGUCCUGAACAUUCACCGACCUUGGUUAUAUCAUCACAAGUUGAACCUUGCAAAGAGCGUAAGAUUAGACAUACAAUUUUUGGUGUGGAGAUUUCUGUAGGAAAUCAUGGUAAAUCUGUUGGGACUUCCCAUACUUCAAGUCUGGACCAAAUAAAUCCUCAAUUUCAUGUGGCCAAGUCCGAGCCACCAUCUAUAUCACCACAGGCCAAUGCAUCAAUUAUCUUUCACCAGGAUGCGCUAUCGGUUCAAGGAAAUGCUAGCGUUGUCGCCUCCUUCCCAUUGAAAUCAUCAAUGGAAUUCCAUGAGCUUCAGGAUAAGGAAAAUACAGGGACUGGAGACGCGCAAAGGAAACAUGAUAACCCUAUGGGAGGUGUAGCUUGGCUUAGAGAAAAAAAGGUUGCUAAAGUUGAGCCAGUUAAAGGAAAAGAAGAUUCUCACCAUAUGAACCCGCAAUCAGUGCGAAAUGACCCUCAUCGAUUCACCGACAAAUCUGAAAUGCUGAAGGGUCCUCCUCAAAUUUCGAUUCAAGAUUCUCAAUCAUCAAUCAUUGCCUGUGAUGCCGAGCUUGAGGAAAAUGAAGUCCCCUGCAACUCUAGUUGUGUUGCUUCUUAUGGUGAUGGUGCUAAUGACAGGAAAGCCAAGGAUCUUGUUACAGAGAGAACUAUGGGUAAUUUCAAUUCUGGCCUAAGACAUCACAUUGAUUUGAACUUGUGUAUUAACGAAGAAGAGGCCACGUUAGUUCCAUCUCUCCCAAGAGCCAUUGUGAAGAUUGCUACCACCGAGAUAGAUUUAGAGUCUCCGGCAGUCUUUGAAUCUGAAGUGACACCAUCUCUACAACUGGACUCUGUGGUAAACCAACUUAACAGCCCUUCUAGAUUACCAUUAGAUUACUCCAAGGAGAAAACCGAAGAACUUGUUAGGGUAGCAGCAGAGGCUAUAAUUGCUAUUUCAUCAUCUGAUCCAAUGGAGGAUGUUGCUUGUCAUCCAUUAUCCGUCUUGUCUAGUGAUUCACUCCGUUGGUUUGCAGAAGUGGUUUCUUCUCACAAGGGUGAUUUUGAAGGUGAGCUAAAUGACGAGGGCUCCAUACCUGAUGAUUUUGAGUUCAUAACCAUGAAUUUGACUGAAACCAAGGUAGAGGAAUACUCCAACAAGUCUUUGGAUUUGGAAAAUCACAAGUACGAAGAAAUAGAGCCAACAUUUUCUUCUAAACGGCCACGGAGAGGUCAAGCAAGGAAGGGGAGGCAGCGAAAGGACUUCCAAAGAGACAUACUUCCCGGUCUCGUAACUCUGUCGAGGCACGAGGUGACUGAGGAUUUUAUGUCAUUCGAGGAGCUGUUUAGAGCCAGUGGUUUCAGUUGGAACCCAAGUCAGUCGCGGAGGAACACCCCUAAGAAGGGGCGGGGGAGGAGGCGUUUAAAGGACUCUGCUCACCCUGUGACACCAACAGUGGCUCCCCAGCCCGUAGAGAAACCCGUUUGCAUAGAGUUAGUACUCGAAGGGAGGACGUUGACCGGAUGGGGAAAAAAGACGAGGCGGCUGCCGAGGCAGAGAUGUACAACUGAUAAUCCUCCUCCUCAUGCCUUGAAAUGUUGAGUAUUUGGCAUCCGAAACACGUAAUCCUCAUUGUUGUACAUGUCUUAAUUGUUCCUCUUGUUUUUCUGGUACUUGGUAAAAUAGAUGUGGAAUUGAUCUCCUAUUCUUCUCAUUGAGAGAAAAACAUUGUUGUUGGUUGUUUGUGUGUAAACUGAAAGGGUGAGUCUUGAAAAAACAGAAAAAUCUUGCCUCAAUUUAAGAUUCAGGUAGUUGUCUUGGUCA
This is a messenger RNA of Rhododendron vialii, 3397 nucleotides long. RefSeq lists its product as uncharacterized. The record is from RefSeq and is a predicted model, not a curated record. Lineage: Eukaryota; Viridiplantae; Streptophyta; Magnoliopsida; Ericales; Ericaceae. The coding region runs from base 602 to 3175 and encodes 857 amino acids. The transcript has 4 exons.